AUGCUCUCGCCGCUGCAUCUCGCGCCGCUCUAUGCCUUCGGGCUUCCACGCGUCCGCACGGCGCAGGGCUGGGUGGUCGGCUCACGCGCUGCCGAUGGCGUCGAGCGCUUUGCGGGCAUUCCCUUUGCCGAGCAGCCGGUGGGAAAGCUCCGCUUUGCCCGAGCCAGCCUCUCCGAGGUCCCGUUCCCGGGCGGCGUGCACGACGGCCGGCUGCCUGGCCCGCCCUGCAUUCAGAACCCCGCGGGUCCCAUCCGUGCUCCGGGAAGUGAGGAGCCGCCUCAGUCGGAAGCGUGCCUCCACCUCACGCUGUGGCGGCCCGCCGCCAGCCAGGAGCCGGCUGCUCCCCUCCCGGUGAUGGUCUACAUCUUUGGUGGCGGCCUCUGCGGCGGCAGCGCCAACGUAGUCUCUCUCAACGCCUCGCGCCUCGUCGUGAGGCAGCAA
This is a messenger RNA of Emiliania huxleyi CCMP1516, 441 nucleotides long. RefSeq lists its product as hypothetical. The annotation marks the transcript as partial. NCBI's taxonomy places the organism in Eukaryota, Haptophyta, Isochrysidales, Noelaerhabdaceae. The record is from RefSeq and is a predicted model, not a curated record. The transcript has a single exon.